CGCAAAUGUCAAAGUAACACAACAUAACCUACCAAAAUGCGAUUUCUACAAAUUUCUCACUAAUUUUAAUACAUAAUGUAGUUCAAUUAAAUAAACAGUGUACAUACAACAUAUCUAGUCAAUAAUAGUCAAUAAAAUGCGCCAGUAUUUUAUACAUAAGUGAAGUUAGCAAAUCAAUAAAUUGGGUUGAAUGAAACUGAAUAUCAGGAUGGAGCACAAACAGAAAGGGCACAAAUUAAAGCACAAAAACACGAUUUCCAGCUUACUUAUGCCGAAUAAAACGCCCAAUAAGGUUGGUGUGGUGGUUAAUCGUAGCCAAAGUGCGAGAUCUAACUCUUCGAGGAAAUUAACUCCUUCGGAGAAUAAUGUCGAUAUUGCGAUUUCUAAAAGGCCACUGAGUUUCGAGUGUGGCAACCACAUUAACCAUUUAAGCCUCAAAAAAGAUAAACAUGCACAUUUUGAUGAUAGUCUGAAUAGAAAAAACAGCAUUUCGGAUAGCAAUGUGUACAGUGAUUCCACAGAAACUACGGAUUUAUCAGAGAACAAAAUGACUGAACGAUGUGCUUCUCAUGAGAGUGUUCUUAAAGAUGUUCCUUUCGCUUUGCACCUCAUACCGACGGAGAAGGCUCGUCAGCGCAACUUUCUGCAGGGUAAAAUCGGCGCCAGCUCGCUGCUGGGCGCCGCCGAGCUGGACAGGAUCUGCCCCAGCAGGGAGCUCACCAUUUUCGUGGGCACGUGGAACAUGAACGGACACGCGCCUCCCAAGGAGCUAAAUGACUUUGUUCUACCAGUCGGCAUGGAACACGUUCCGGACAUUUUAACAUUCGGAACUCAGGAAUCAACCUCUGAAAAAUUCGAAUGGGAAGUAUCUCUACAAGAAACCAUCGGGCCAUCUCACCUUCUAUUCAACUCAACCUCGUUGGGCACGCUACAUCUCUCCAUCUUCAUCAGAAGAGACCUUAUUUGGUACGUUUCGAUACCGGAAGACGCCAGCCUGUCGGUUAGACCGGGAACCGCCUUCCGCACCAAAGGCGCCAUUGCCAGCUCGUUCAUGCUGUUCGGCACCUCCUUCCUCUUCGUCACUGCGCAUCUCACCGCGCAUCAGGAAAAAGUCAAGGAGAGGGUCAGCGAUGUAAAGAGAAUCGUCAACUCCUUGGAUCUGCCCAAAGUGCUGCCCUGCAAGAACAAAAAUAAAGACUUAAAGUUUUGGGACCACCUUGAAGAAAAAAUGAACACCACCUUAAACAUUAAUAUGAAUAAAGUGUUUUCCAACAUUAACACGUGUUUUACUAAAAAAACAAAAUUAGAAACAUUUUGCAAACUUUUUUUUACUUUUCUUUUCUAGAUGUAACUCAAAAUUUCGACUACGUUUUUUGGUCGGGCGAUCUGAAUUUUCGCCUUUCCACCCCAAGAAGUAAGGUUUUGGAGUGGCUCUCCAAAACGAGUUUUCCGCUCCCUCCCCACUUACCGCACGGGUACAUGCACCACGAUCAGCUCUGCUCGGUGUUGUCAGAUGGUGCGGCCUUCAAAGGUUUCUGCGAAGCUAAGAUCACCUUCCCUCCUACUUAUAAGUACGACCCGGGCACGCAAAAUUUCGACUCUUCUUCCAAACAGAGAACGCCCGCUUAUACAGACCGAAUUCUGUACAAACAAAAAAGCGUGAGACGUCUGAGCGGCCACCAUCUUGAAAAUCCGCCCUUACAAUGCCUUAUAUACGAUUCCGUUCCAUCCAUUACCACAAGCGACCACAAACCGGUAUGGGGAGUUUUCAAAGCCCAUCUCAGACCUGGAUUAGAUAAUAUACCCUUGGCAGCAGGUAUGUUUAACAGAGACGUGUAUCUAGAAGGUCUAAAACGCAGGGCAGCCACCUUAAAACGCGCAAAAGGCGAAGCAGUAGUCUGUUCCUUGCAGUAAUGGUAUAAGUACAAUUUUUUCCAAGUGUUUUUUCCACUCUGAAAGGACUAAAGGUUUAUUUUUUAAGUUUGUCUCGGAACGGGUAUAAGUUUUAUUUAUGUAAUAUUAAAUGUUUCAAAACUAUGGAAUUGUCUUGUAUGCCUUAUCAAAAUAGUAUCUUAUUAGGGACCAUCUAUAAAGUUAAAAUGAAAAACCUUCUAGUCAUAAUUGUUGAACAAUAAACUCUAUUUAAUGUUGAUGUUGUUUUUUUAAUAAAACUAUGAAGAUAUGAAAUAAAUACAUUUAAUGGCAUAUAGGUACAUUAUAUUAAAAUCUUUACACUUAAAAUACGAAACGUAAUAAAACAAACUAGGACUCGUUAUCCGAUUCGCCGGAAUUGCCAUCUGAAUCCUCGAUAGUUUCCCCCAACUCCCUCAAUUUGCUCUUAAAACAGCACAACUUGGUGUCUUGGUCCGUCAAAAGAGUCAACAAGUUGUCCUGGUCACCCCUCAACCUUUCCAGCUCUUCGUUUUUUUCCAGCAACUCCGAUUCCAACCGAUUCACUUUAUCGAGCAAGCCUUGGUCGGGCGCUGCGGCCAAUAGAGGCGCUGCUGCCGCAACAGGCUCGUUUGAGGUUAUGUUUGCCCCCGUAGACAGUUGCGCUUUGAGGAGGGUGUUGUGGUCGUUUAGCUGGGAGUUUGUUUGA
Messenger RNA from Brassicogethes aeneus, 2599 nucleotides. NCBI's taxonomy places the organism in Eukaryota, Metazoa, Arthropoda, Insecta, Coleoptera, Nitidulidae. The record is from the annotation of a GenBank genome assembly.